Molecule: messenger RNA, 3273 nt
Organism: Diatraea saccharalis (sugarcane borer)
Lineage: Eukaryota; Metazoa; Arthropoda; Insecta; Lepidoptera; Crambidae
Source: the annotation of a GenBank genome assembly
AUGCCAUUGGUCCUGGUUGCAUACGCAGUUGUUAACACCCACUUACCCGCACUGGGCCCCGUGGUGGGUCAUAGGAUAGCCGAUUUAUUCUAUUCUAACCAUAAAGAAAGCCUGUGCUCCAGAAAUAGGGACGUGGACGGCAAAGCAAAAACGAUCCAAUCGUUUAAAUUCAUAUUUAAUUGGUUUUUGAAUCAUCAGUCUGAUCUCUGGCCGGACACCAGCGUGAAGGGGGAGACCGUGGUGGCCGCUCUGGUCAGACUAGAUGGGGAGAUUGCAAAGAGUGAGAAGGUUCAACCAGCGGCUAGGCUCGCUGUCAUCACGGCAGAGUUGGAGAGCAUACAACAGGAAAUAAAGACAUUCGAAGAAUCGACAAAUGCAUCUCCCACCGUUAGCAAAGAAACUUACGCAAAAACACUACAUCAGGAGAUGCGCCGACUGGAGCUGAGCUGGCUUCGAGUAAGAUACGCAGAAUUGCAGAAAGAACGUCGAGGACUUCAUGCGCAAAUUUUGCGCACACGUUCAUUAUAUGCGCAAUUGCAACAUCUUACUGGUAAAUGGAAAAAAGGCGAUCCCCAUUCUAUCCCAAACCGCGUAGAUUUAUUUCGAAUAUACAUCUCUUACAACAAAAAAAGGUGCUCGCGUGCACAGUGGUUAGCAUCAUGUGGUCAUCAAAAGCCGCCCUCGGUGACCAAAAAUUUACUCGAGUUCCUCUGUGCUUCAGAAGAGAGCAUAUGGAGUGAUAGUUCUCGUCCAGGUACACCUCUAGAGGAGAAACUCUCUCGUGCGUGCGCCCUCAGAGAUGCGUUGGCGUCAGUGAGUGCUAGACUUCGAGCCGCCGCAGAAUACGCCCACGCUGCUGCGCGCUUAGUAGAUGAUGCUAUGCCAGCUUGGAAAAUGACCGCAGUUGGAAAAAGUGGUUGGGACCGCACGCUCGCGAGUGCAGAUGCGUGCACGUUGUUGGUGCAGGCGCGUUGCCUCGAGCGAGGGGCGCGGCGCGUGUUGUCCGCCCCCGCCGCCCCCCGCGCCGCCAGGUCCCUGCGGCUGGCACUCGACUACGCGUUCACCGACAUCAUGCAUGAUCACAAGUAUAAGAGGGCAACUGAAACGUUUAUGCAGUUUAAAGAAGCUCUCGUACAACUUAUUAAUUCAAUACAUCAGGAAUGGCAGUUGCAUGCGAAAACAAUUGCAAAGGGUGUAAAAAAACCACUAAUAACAGUGGAAAUAUUCAUCAAUGGCAAAUCCGUAACUGUGCCCAACUACUUCACAAUCUUACAAGCUUUGCGCAGGGAACGUGUAACUAUACCAUCCUUCUGCUAUCACGAGCGUCUUUCUAUUGCUGGAAACUGCAGAAUGUGCCUUAUUGAAGUAGAAGGCAUGUUCAAACCUCAAAUAGCAUGCGCGAUGCCUGUUUCUAAAGGUAUGAAAAUAAGAACGAACUCAGAGGUAGCAUUGAGAGCUCAGGAAAGUGUAUUAGAGUUUUUACUUAUAAAUCAUCCAUUAGAUUGUCCCAUCUGUGACCAAGGUGGUGAAUGUGACCUGCAAGACUUAUCUAUGCGGUUUGGUAACGAUCGGUCAAGAUUUACUGAUGUACAUUUCAUGGGAAAACGAGCUGUCGAAGAUAAAAAUUUAGGUCCUCUAGUAAGAACAGAAAUGACCCGAUGCAUUCAUUGUACGAGAUGCAUCAGAUUCGGAAUGCAAGUCUGUGGCAUGGAUGUUUUAGGAACAGCGGGUAGAGGCACCGAUAUGCUCGUAGGUACUUAUGUCGAUAAGAUGUUUCUCUCGGAAUUGUCUGGCAACAUAAUAGAUUUAUGUCCAGUAGGCGCUUUAACCUCGAUUCCUUACAUGUUUAAAGCUAGACCAUGGGAAGUGAAAAGGACAAAUUCUAUUGAUGUCACAGAUGCCACUGGAACUAAUAUUGUGUUAAAUUAUAGGUAUGAUAGAUUACUUAGAGUUUUGCCAAGAGAACACGAAGAAAUUAACCAAGAAUGGCUGUCAGACAAGGGUCGUUGGGCAAUUGAUUCGUUAGAAAUGCAACGACUUGUCACACCGAUGCGUAGAAAUCAAGCAUGUUUGGUUACAACCGAAUGGGAUGUUAUCUUGAGAUUAGCUGGAAAAAUUAUUGCAUGCGCUAAGCCAGAAAGUGUUAUGGCAGUAGCGGGUCCUCACUGCAAUGUAGAAACUUUAGUAACUUGCAAAGAUUUUUUAAAUAUGCUUGGAUCAGAACAUACUUACAUUGAACGUGGACUGUAUCACACAAUAUCGGGUGGUGAUUUAAGAGCAGCAUAUUCUUUGAACAUAAAUAUGAAAGAUAUAGCUCAAGCUGAUAAAAUUUUGCUUAUUGGCACCAACCCAAGAUUUGAAGCCCCGGUAUUGAAUGCUAGAAUUCGUCAAGCUUAUAUGAACAAUGAAUGUGAUAUUUAUGUCAUUGGCCCUGAAUGCGAGUAUAACUAUCAUGUUAAUUAUUUAGGGUCAGAUCUUGGUUCAAUAUCAAAAGCUACACAAGCAUUAAGAGGUGCAAAGAACCCUCUAAUUUUUAUUGGGAUUGCUCAAGCGGAAACUGCACACGGUGGAAAUAUAUUAAAUAAACUAACACCGGUUAUAAAGUCAUUUUUAAAGGUACCACCUAAUUGGAAUAUUAUAAAUUUUAUAACUCGGGAGGCCAGUUUCGCUGGGGCUCUCGAAGCAGGCUGGAAAUGUGGAGGUCUAGAAGCUGUGCACACAUUAAAACCAACCGUAUUAAUUUCACUAGGAGCAGAUGAGAUCUUUUAUGAUUGGAAGCCACCUACAACUUGCACUGUUAUUUAUAUUGGAUUUCAAGGUGAUCGUGGCUCUGAAGUUGCUACAGCGAUUUUACCAGGCAGUGCAUAUACAGAAGCAGGUGGUAUAUUUCUUAACAUGGAGGGUCGAUCACAGUACGCUAUGCCUGCUGUGACUCCGCCGGGUAAAGCUCGUCACGACUGGAAAAUACUUCGUGCACUCGCUGAAUAUAGUGGCAUAUGUCUAUAUUAUUCUGAUCAUAAUUCGCUUUGCUGCAGACUUGCAGAAAUCAGUCCGAAUUUCACUAAUUUAGGAAAAUAUCAGGAGAAAGUUUUUUGCGACCUUAUUCCAUCUCUGGCAAAUGUUAGAAGUUGUGAUGUAGAGACUUUGGACGUGGAUAUGAAAGUUAUGAAAGAUUAUUAUUGUACCGAUGUUUUUACAUAUAAUUCGCCUACAAUGAUCAAGACACAGAAAGCUGCGACUCAAUUCGCUACGUCAUCUUAUGCCGCUAUAUAG